Messenger RNA from Ceratotherium simum simum (southern white rhinoceros), 2994 nucleotides. RefSeq names its product ADAM metallopeptidase domain 11 (gene ADAM11). The record is from RefSeq and is a predicted model, not a curated record. Gene Ontology annotation, biological process: proteolysis. Gene Ontology annotation, molecular function: metalloendopeptidase activity. Lineage: Eukaryota; Metazoa; Chordata; Mammalia; Perissodactyla; Rhinocerotidae.
GGAGGAUUAUGAGCCAUGAGGCGGCUGCGGCGCUGGGCGUUCGCGGCGCUGCUGCUGCUGCUGCCGCUGCUCUCCCCGCCCGGUCUUGGGAUCCGGGGACCUGCCGGAGCUCUGCGCUGGCGGGUCUCACCCCACUUGGGAGUCCUGGAAGCCCCGGAGGUCACAGAACCCAGCCGUCUGGUGGGGAAGAGCUCUGGGGGAGAGGUCCGAAAGCAGCAGUUGGACACCAGGGUCCGCCAGGAGCCACCAGGUGGCCCGCCUGUUCACCUGGCCCAGGUGAGUUUCGUCAUCCCAGCCUUCAACUCAAACUUCACUCUGGACCUGGAGCUGAACCAUCACCUCCUCUCCUCGCAGUACGUGGAGCGCCAUUUCAGCCGGGAGGGGACAACCCGGCACAGCACCGGGGCCGGAGACCACUGCUACUACCAAGGGCAGCUCCGGGGGAAUCCCCGCUCCUUUGCCGCCCUCUCCACCUGCCAGGGGCUGCAUGGGGUCUUCUCUGACGGGAACUUCACCUAUGUCGUGGAGCCCCGAGAGAUGGCCGGGCCUCGGGAAGCCCCCCAGGGACCCCUUCCCCACCUCAUUUACCGGACCCCUCUCCUCCCAGUCCCCCUCGGAUGCAGGGAACCAGGCUGCCUGUUCACUGCCCCUGCCCAUUCUGCUCCUCCGAACCGGCCGAGGCUGAGAAGGAAAAGGCAGGUCCGCCGGGGCCACCCUACAGUGCACAGUGAGACCAAGUAUGUGGAGCUGAUCGUGAUCAAUGACCACCAGCUGUUUGAGCAGAUGCGACAGUCGGUGGUCCUCACCAGCAACUUUGCCAAGUCUGUGGUGAACCUGGCGGAUGUGAUGUACAAGGAGCAGCUCAAUACCCGCAUCGUGCUGGUUGCCAUGGAAACGUGGGCAGAUGGGGACAAGAUCCAGGUGCAGGAUGACCUCCUGGAGACCCUGGCUCGGCUCAUGGUCUACCGGCGGGAGGGCCUGCCUGAGCCCAGUGAUGCCACCCACCUCUUCUCGGGCAGGACCUUCCAGAGCACCAGUAGUGGAGCUGCCUAUGUGGGGGGCAUCUGCUCACUGUCCAGGGGUGGGGGUGUGAAUGAGUAUGACAACAUGGGGGCCAUGGCAGUGACCCUGGCUCAGACGCUGGGGCAGAACCUGGGCAUGAUGUGGAAUAAACACCGGAGCUCAGCAGGGGACUGCAAGUGUCCGGACAACUGGCUGGGCUGCAUCAUGGAGGACACUGGGUUCUACCUGCCCCGCAAGUUCUCGCGCUGCAGCAUCGACGAGUACAAUCAGUUUCUGCAGGAGGGCGGCGGGAGCUGCCUCUUCAACAAGCCCCUCAAGCUCCUGGACCCGCCUGAGUGCGGGAACGGCUUCGUGGAGGCGGGGGAGGAGUGCGACUGCGGCUCGGUGCAAGAGUGCAGCCGCGCAGGCGGGAACUGUUGCAAGAAAUGCACCCUGACCCACGACGCCAUGUGCAGUGACGGGCUCUGCUGUCGCCGCUGCAAGUACGAGCCGCGAGGCGUGUCCUGUCGAGAGGCGGUGAACGAGUGCGACAUCGCGGAGACCUGCACCGGGGACUCGAGCCAGUGUCCCCCUAACCUGCACAAGCUGGACGGUUACUACUGUGAUCAUGAACAGGGCCGCUGCUAUGGAGGUCGCUGCAAAACCCGGGACCGGCAAUGCCAAGCCCUUUGGGGCCAUGCGGCUGCUGAUCGCUUCUGCUAUGAGAAGCUGAAUGUGGAGGGGACAGAGCGUGGGAACUGUGGGCGCAAGGGGUCAGGCUGGGUCCAGUGCAAUAAACAGGACGUGCUCUGUGGCUUUCUCCUCUGCGUCAACAUCUCUGGAACUCCUCGGCUGGGGGACCUAGGAGGGGACAUCAGCAGUAUCACCUUCUACCACCAGGGCAAGGAGCUGGACUGCAGGGGUGGCCACGUGCAGCUGGCCGAUGGCUCAGACCUGAGCUAUGUGGAGGACGGCACAGCCUGCGGGCCCAACAUGCUGUGCCUGGAUCAUCGCUGCCUGCCAGCCUCUGCCUUCAACUUCAGCACCUGCCCAGGCAGCGGGGAGCGCCGCAUCUGCUCCCACCACGGGGUCUGCAGCAAUGAAGGGAAGUGCAUCUGUCAGCCAGACUGGACAGGCAAAGACUGCAGUAUCCACAACCCCCUGCCCACGUCUCUGCCCACGGGGGAGACCGAGAGAUAUAAGGGUCCCAGCGGCACCAACAUCAUCAUUGGCUCCAUCGCCGGGGCUGUCCUGGUUGCAGCCAUCGUCCUAGGUGGCACGGGCUGGGGAUUUAAAAACAUCCGCCGAGGAAGGUAUGACCCGACCCAGCAGGGGGCAGUGUGACGCCGGCCACGUCAUCCCUCCCGCUGUCCCUGUCUCCUCCAUCUCAUUCGUCACCUCGCAUUCUGUUGAUGGGAAGCUGGGGGCUGAUUCCCCACCCCCGCUGUCACUGCUGUCACUACAGGGGUGGGAGAAUCCACUCUGGGAAGAAAGUUCUUAGCCUGCCCUUGCCCCUUUCUCUAGCCGCCCAUCUCCUCAGGCCUGGUCCAUUUAAUCCUGCCCUGCUUAUGGCCAGACUACCCCUGGCCAGGCGGACCCUGGAGCUGUGCACACUGCAGCCCCUGACCCCUGGGAAGAGAGCCUACUUCUGUGUCCCAUCUGUUUUGUCUUCCAUGUCACCACUGUCUCACCUCCUACCAGAUCCCCUCCCUGGCCAGCCUGUGACUUGCCACCUCCACGGCCCAGCCCUGACCUCCCAGGGCCCGGCUCAGGGGCUAUCCCUCUGGGCCCUGCCUCAUAUCCUCCCUUGAUGCCCCCUCUCCAUUCCAGGUCUGGAGGGGCCUAAGUGCCACCCCCCUCCAUCCAAGCCUGACACCCACCGUCUCCACCCUGAACCACGAGGCUGCCCCUGCCCAGCCAUGGAGGGAGGCACCAUGCAAAUGUCUUCCAGGCUCAAGCCCUUCAAGUCCUGGCCCCACAGGGCUUUGGGUG